GGGGGACGUGGGGAGGGGCGUGGGCUGCCUGAGAGAGUCCUGUCUUUAAGGAAGGCCCCAUCCCCAAGCCAGGUGGAGGCCAGUAUGCCUGGGUCUGCACAGCACAGUUCAGCACAAGGAAGAAGGGUCCUGUGUCCUACAGUAUGCCUGAAUAUCUCACUGGACACUCAUCGGAGCCUGGAACUUGUGUCUGCUUAAAGCACAAAAUGGCAUUUAAUGAUUGCUUUAGUUUGAACUAUCCUGGCAACCCUCAGCCAGGGGACUUGAUUGAAGUGUUUCGUCCUGGCUACCAACACUGGGCACUCUACUUGGGUGAUGGGUAUGUUAUCAACAUAGCACCUCUAGACGAUGGCGUCUCUGCAUCGUUUACAAGCGCCAAGUCUGUGUUCAGCAGAAAGGCCCUGGUGAAGAUGCAGCUUUUGAAGGACGUUGUGGGAAACGACACAUACAGAAUAAACAAUAAAUACGAUGAAACAUACCCGCCCCUCCCGGUCGAAGAAGUCAUGCAGCGCUCAGAGUUUGUUAUUGGACAGGAGGUGGAGUAUGACAUAUUUGUCAAUAACUGUGAGCAUUUUGUGACUUUGCUCCGCUAUGGAGAAGGAGUUUCAGAGCAGGUGUGCUUACUUUUUAAUAAAGAUGACUGCCGAGGACAAAUCUUAGCCCUAAAUAGGAGACUUGGGUGUGGUGGAAUUACCACACCGGCCUGGAGAGAGGGAACAGAAUCAACAACACAGAGGACAUCCUGAGGAUCCUCGAGUCAAAGCUUUCUAGAGGACUCUGGACACGUCCACUCCAGGAGACAGUCCUGGCAAUAUUGAAUAAUAUGGAAAAGUCACAAAUGCACGUUUGAAAAUUCAUGGGUUCAUUUUUCACCAGUAGUGUUCAAGGCUCUAGGAGUUUGCAGCCUCAGAGGUAAGCUCACAACGUUAGCCAUCAGUUUUCCCCCCAAACGGCCACUCUUGGUGAUGGGCAGCUUACGGCGGUCCGGUCUGUUUUUCCUAUAGGUGAUCAUUUGGUAUGUGGCCGUGUUCAUUGUCCUUUUAUCAAACAUUUUUUCCAAGACUACUUAACCUUUCUCUGACUGUAUUUUUAACAAAGUCUAGUGUAGAGUCCAACUUUAUCAUGUCCAGUCCCACCUUCAAAAAAGAUGUGUGAAAUAAAGAUCAUCACCUAUCACAUACCUAAUUGGAUAUUGAAAAACUGAGUGGGGGAGGUUGUACGUUUAUUGAAAAAAGAUUAAAAAAAAUCUCUUUAUGCUAUCUAAAUGUCAUAAUGUAUCAGUUGAAUCUUAUUCUAAAGGUCAAAUUACUAAAUGCAGAUAUUUCAGCUCAAGGAAAAUGAGCUGUCAUAUGUUUUAGGUUGACAUACAUUUCUUAAUCAUAAGCUAUAUUGGACACAUUUAAAAACUGUCACCUCUCCAAGGUUAAAAAUAAAAUACAAUAUAAAUAUAAAAUGUUUGUUUUAGUAGGGAUUUGCAUUUAUGCGGCUGGUUUGUGUAAAAAAGCAUAGAAUACUGUUUACCGCAACGAGUUGCUGAAAUGUUGAAAACAUUUUUUCAAUCCUAAAGAUUUCAGAAUUGUAAAGACAUGAUUGAAUCCAUACAUCACAGUAUUAGGCACAUAAUUGGCACUCAUGGAAUGGGACUGGUUAACUAAUUGCCUGUGACCCAUUAAAGAUCUGUUUAAUUAGCAAAAUUAGCUGUAUGCUUACAAGGAAAGCCUAGUAGGUAAUUUAAAAUGUCCGCCAGGAAUAAAUAUCAUUUCAAGGUCACAGUGAGGCUGAUAUAUGUUAAAGGUAAUAACGUGCAGAAUAUAUUUGUAAAGGAUAUACCCUUUUCUGUGGUCCUUAAUGUGUAUCAAGUAAUUGAUCUAGAUUCUGAAAAGAUGAAAUGGAACUUAAGAUCGUUCAGCAUCCUGAGAAUUGUCAUGCUGUAGAUACAGAUACUAUGGGUCCCUUCCCUAGGGUUGCUUUUCUUAAGAUGAGCGGUGCUGAGUCUGGGCCAACUUUUAAAGUUAGAACUUGAGAUUUUCCUCUGUCAGUAAUGAAAAGCAAAUAAAGGUUCCAUGCUUCUUUGAGUGAAAAGCACAUUUUAAUAAUUUAUUUCAUUAUCUUUGUGAUCUACUCUGGACCUUCUAGCUCACCGGCCCCAAAACAAUAUACUUUGGGAGACACCAACUUU
Molecule: messenger RNA, 2179 nt
Organism: Hippopotamus amphibius kiboko
Lineage: Eukaryota; Metazoa; Chordata; Mammalia; Artiodactyla; Hippopotamidae
Gene: PLAAT1
Product: phospholipase A and acyltransferase 1
Exons: 5
Coding region: 144-746 (200 amino acids)
Biological process (GO): N-acylphosphatidylethanolamine metabolic process
Cellular component (GO): cytoplasm
Molecular function (GO): glycerophospholipid phospholipase A1 activity; A2-type glycerophospholipase activity
Source: RefSeq, a predicted model, not a curated record